AUGCCUUCUCGCUCAGAAAUCACCUACUUUGGUGCAGGUCCUGCCCUACUUCCAACCGAAGUUCUAGAGACCGCAGCUGCAGCUCUUAUAGAUUACAAAGGGACGGGUCUCGGUCUGGCAGAGCACUCACAUCGAUCGGAGAUUGCUGCGAAUGUUUUGAAUACCACGAAAGCCAAUCUAGCGAAAUAUUUAGAUAUACCAGACGACUACGAGAUACUGUUCAUGCAGGGGGGCGGUAGUGGAGAGUUUUCGGCAACAGUGUACAACAUGGUCGCGAUUUGGGUUGAGAAAAGGAAACAAAAGAUUUUGAAGGGGUUGGGUAUUUCUUCGGAUAAGGACAUUCCAGAAGAUGCCCUUGUGAGAGAGCUUCAAAAGGCUGUGGAUGAGGAGCUCAAGAUUGAUUAUUUAGUUACCGGUUCGUGGUCAUUGAAGGCUAGCCAGGAGGCGGCUCGAUUGGUUGGCUCUGAGCAUGUCAACAUUGUUGCAGAUUCUAGAACGACCAAUGAUGGUAAGUUUGGGACCAUACCAGAGGAAAAAGACUGGAAACUUUCCAAGAACUCAGCUAUGGUAUACUAUUGCGACAAUGAAACCGUUGAUGGAGUCGAGUUUCCCGGUUUCCCAAAAGCUUUAGAACCAACCGGUGAAGAUGAUGAGCCAAUCGUAGUGGCAGAUAUGUCGUCGAAUAUUCUCUCGAGACGCAUUCCCGUAAAGAAUUUCUCCGUCAUCUUUUUCGGUGCCCAGAAGAACUUGGGUAGUACCGGAAUCACCGUCGUCAUCAUCAAGAAGAGCCUCCUCCCUCCAGUCGUUGCCACACCCGCCUCAACUCUGUUAAGAAAGCUUGGUUUACCAAUUGGUCCAAUCGUACUCUCAUAUGAAACCAUCGCCAAGAACAACAGUCUCUACAACACUUUGAGCAUAUUUGACGUCUACAUCGCGGGUCUAGUCCUUGAAAAACUCCUCGCCACCUACUCCAAUGGCAUCGAUGGCCAAGAAUCCAUCUCGAACCAAAAGUCCGCCCUCAUCUACUCCGCUCUCGAUGCCCAUCCUACCUCUUACAAAGUCGUCCCUGGCGUCUCCGCACGCUCAAGAAUGAAUAUUUGUUUCCGUGUCACCACCUCUGAAAAUAUCGCCGAUGCAGAGAAAGCAUUUUUGGCGGGAGCUGUCGAGCAAGGUCUUACUGGUCUUAAAGGUCAUAGAAGUGUUGGUGGCAUUCGAGCUAGCAAUUAUAACUCGAUUUCGUUGGAAGGGGCGAGGAAGUUGGUGAAGUAUAUUAAUGAAUUUGCCGAGAAAAAGUGA
Molecule: messenger RNA, 1296 nt
Organism: Sclerotinia borealis F-4128
Lineage: Eukaryota; Fungi; Ascomycota; Leotiomycetes; Helotiales; Sclerotiniaceae
Source: the annotation of a GenBank genome assembly